Messenger RNA from Symbiodinium necroappetens, 559 nucleotides. Lineage: Eukaryota; Dinophyceae; Suessiales; Symbiodiniaceae. The record is from the annotation of a GenBank genome assembly.
GCUCACCAGCGAUCUUUGGCAGCACAGGCGGUCCAACGACAAAGUGUGGAGCAGGCUCGCGCGGUCGAGCUGGAACUCGAGGAGACGACGGCGGCAUUGAGACGGACGGAGGCGGCUUGUGCUGCAGCUCAGGCGGAUGUGGCCCUUGCACAGCAGCGGUACGCCGCGCAAGAGGGACAGUUGGAAGCUUUGUCUGCCGAGUUCGAAGCCAGCGAAGCCCGCAGCUUUGAGCUCGAAGGUGCCUUGACGCAGCAGCUGCGACAUCUCGAUCCCAGCAUAGGCCACAGCCUGCGCGGCGUGAGCAUCCACCACCUCUCAGCUCAGUUCUUGGAGUUGGUCUUGCAAGCAGGUCUCGGCAUGGAGGCGAGCCUGGAGGAGGCUGCCAGCUGCGUGGCCAAGGAGAGGACGGAGAUGGUGACUUGCCCACGAGAUGGCCUGCAGGGGUCUGCAUAUGUGGACUCCAUCUAUGGCCCGGAGAACGCUGGCCCGGCGACCCACAUGCUCAGCUGCUCGCCCCGGGAUGCGGUUGGCGAGGUGGUGGGGGCGCUGGAUGAAUUCU